Molecule: messenger RNA, 310 nt
Organism: Rubroshorea leprosula
Lineage: Eukaryota; Viridiplantae; Streptophyta; Magnoliopsida; Malvales; Dipterocarpaceae
Source: the annotation of a GenBank genome assembly
AGAGUUUCAACCACGAGAGGAUGAAGGAAAAUCUUGAGAUAUUCGACUGGUCGUUGAGUGAGGAGGAGCUGAAGAAGAUCGAAGAGAUCCCACAAUACAGAAUCUGUCGCGGAGAAGAUUUCAUCUCCAGUUAUGGACCUUACAGGACAGAAGGGGAACUGUGGGAUGGGGAACUUUGAUUCCAUCACCUGAGUAGUGGCUGUUCGGUACAGUGUUUUGGAGUUACUGAUAGUGGUUUUGUAUAAAUCGUUAAUAAUAAGUGUUUGAUAAUUUAUUUACUUUAAAAAUGUUAUAAAUUAAGUGUCUCAUC